Molecule: messenger RNA, 3282 nt
Organism: Danio rerio (zebrafish)
Lineage: Eukaryota; Metazoa; Chordata; Actinopteri; Cypriniformes; Danionidae
Source: RefSeq, a predicted model, not a curated record
UAAAGACUCCUCGUCCUCUCAAACCGCUCAGACAUGGGACACUUCAACACACAAAUAUUGCUCAUCUCCUGCCUAUUAUUUACAUGUUACGAAGCAGAAAAAAUCAAAACCAGAGGUCUGCGCCAGAAGGAUGUCGACUACAUAGAGAAAUACUCCGGCUGCCUGCAGGGGCCCGCAGGCACUCCGGGACGGGAUGGUAAUCCGGGAGCCAAUGGGAUUCCUGGCACUCCAGGUCUGCCAGGCCGAGAUGGGGUCAAAGGGCAGAAGGGCGAGUGUGUGAGCGAGAGGUUUGAAGAGCCCUGGAAACCCAAUUAUAAACAGUGUGCCUGGAACGCACUCAACUAUGGCAUCGACCUGGGCAAGAUCACAGAGUGCACGUUCACUAAACAGUAUGCAGACAGUGCUCUGCGUGUGCUGUUCAGCGGCUCUCUGCGGCUCAAGUGUAAGAACGCUUGCUGUCAGCGCUGGUACUUCACUUUUAAUGGGGCCGAAUGCACCGCUCCGCUGCCUGUAGAGUCCAUCAUCUACCUGGACCAGGGCAGCCCAGAGCUCAACUCCACCAUCAACAUCCACAGAACCACAUCCGUUGAAGGGUUAUGUGAAGGCGUGCGGAAAGGCCUGGUGGAUGUGGCGGUCUGGGUGGGAACGUGUGGCGAUUAUCCGCAUGGAGACGCCUCCACCGGCUGGAACUCUGUGUCCCGGAUCAUCAUAGAAGAGCUUCCCCUGAGCAGCUGAGUCAAUCUGCGGGAAACUACACACUUAUUAAAGGGACAGUUCACUUAGAAAUUCAACAUUUACCGACUGACUAACCUUCAAGUGUCUACAAACAUUCAGAAGUUUAUUUUUUCUGCUGAAUACAAAAGGAGAUACUUUGAAGAAUGUUACAAACUGGUAACCAUCAACUUAAAUAGUAAUUUUUUAUUUCUACUAUAGAAGUCUUUUAUGUUUUUUUUUUUCCAACAGGAAAAAAAGAACCAAGAUGAGUAAACGAUGAGAGUUUUCAUUUUUUGUUGAACUUUUCCUUUAAAGCUGCAGUCCAGUACUGUUUUUUGGUUUAAAAUAGCCCAAAAGCAACAUUUGACCAAGUAGCUCACCAGCCAGUGUUCAAAACCAUCCCUUUACUUUAGUUUCUUUUUUCUGCUGAACACAAAAAAUGAGGUUUUGAAAAAUUUUACAAACUGGUAACCUUUGACUAACAUAGUAUUUUUUAUUUUUUUGUGCCUAUUAUAGCAGUCGAGUGUUACCUUUUUUUUUACUACAAAGAUAAGUUUUUAAAAUACCUUUUGUUUUCAAUGGAAACAAAUUACCAAAAUGAGUAAACAAUGAGAAAGUUUACUUUUUAUGUGUCUCCUUACCUUUCUUUUUUUUUUUUUUUUUUUUGAUAAACACAAUAGAAGAUGCUUUGAAGAAUGUUACAAAACGGUUGUACAUUUUUAUUUGUACAAUAGAAGUCAAUGGUUACCAGUUUUCAAAAUGCCUUUACAAUAGAAAAAAACUACCAAGAUGAGUAAACGAUGAAAGCUUUCAUUAUAGGGUGAACUAUUCUUUUAAAACUCCAGUCCAGAACUUUUUUUUUUUUUAUUGUUUGCUUUGUUUAAAAUGACCCGAAAAGCAACAUUUGACCAAGUACAGUAGCAACUGUAACCAGCCAGUGUUCAAAAGUAUCUCCUUACCUUUAUUUUUUCUGCUGAACACAAAAGAAGAUAUUUUAAAGAAUGUUACAAACCGGUAACCAUUACCUUACAUACUAUUUUUUUUUAUACAAUAGAAGUCAAUGCAGUUUUCAAAAUAUAUUUUGUUUUCAACAGGAAAAAAGCACUAAGAUGAGUAAACAAUGAGAGGGUUUUCUUUUUUGGGUUUCCCUACCUUUCUUUUUUUUCUGUUAAACACAAAAGAAGAUGUUUUGAAAAAUGUUACAAACCGGUAACCAUUGACUUACAUAGUAUUACUAUUCCUACUAUAGAAUCAAUAGUUACCAGUUUUCAAAAUGUCUUUACAACUGAAAAAAAAAACUACUAAGAUGAGUAAACGAUGAGAGUUUUCAUUUUUGAGUGAACUAUUCUAUUAAAGCUGCUGUCCAGAACUGAUUUUUUCUUCAUACUGAUGCUCUGUGUCAGGGGUCAUCAAACUUGUUCCUGGAGGGCCGGUGACCUACAGAUCUUAGCUCCAACCCUAAUCAAACACACCUGAACAAGCUAAUCAAGGUUUUACUAGGUAUACUUUAAACAUCCAGGCAGGGGUGUUGAGGCAAGUUGGAGCUAAACCCUGCAGGGACCCCUGCUCUGUUUGAACUGAGGCAGUUCAUCUUGAUCAUGUCUACAUGCCUAAAUGCAUUGAGUUGCUGCGAUGUGAUUGGCUGAUAAGAAAUUUGCGUUAACAAGUAGCUGGACAGGUGUACCUAAUAAAGUGGCCGGUGAGUGUGUAGUUAACUGUGCAGUUUCACACACAUAAAAUACUUUUGCAUGUACUGUGGGGGAAAUUAAUAUUUUCCUGGGAAUAAUAUUUCUAAAAGAGCUGUUGACGUGGAAUUGAACCAGACAACAUAAACGUAAGAAUAAAACAAAAAAAAAAAAAAAAAAGAAUCUGAACAAUUAGUUAUGUGUAACAACAAUAGUAUGACACAAGAAGAAAGUACUAAACUGCUGAAAUGUAUUUAAUACUUUGUUAAAUGAUUGUUUGAUGGUCAACUAUGGCAGUCCUUCUCUGAUGAUGUCAGUUUGACAGCUUUAUGGACAAGAUUUGCAUAGCCACGCCCCUCAAACCGUUAUUUUGCUGUAAGUGAAACAUUAGAGGCAGAGCCCACAAAGAAAGCCCCGCCCCCUGCUUAAUAUUCCAUCUGUCCUGUAAAAACAGCCAAUUAACAGCUUCUUAUUGAUGUUACGUUAUCGUGAACUGUAUGUGUCUAAUAAUCACAAACAAUCACAAAAAAGUCUGUUUUCUAGCGAGUCGCUGUCAGUAAUUUAAGAGAUUGAGACUGGACAGGUGCUGUGAAAACUCUAAAUGCAUUUUAAUGGAUCAUUUUUAAAUGUCAAUAAAGUUUUUUUUACAGAUUUGGGUACAUGUUCUUCAAAGAGUGUCGGUUAUUAACCUAUGAGCGGUACAAAUUCAAGGCCACGAAUCUAAGCUCAUUAACACAAAUGUCAGCGAUGAGCUAGAAAUGUCAGAUUGAGUACAUUUUGUGCGCUUCUGAUGUGAGGAAUUAAACUUGAGGUGGGUUUUGUGCAGGAAACCGUAGAGUAGCAAUGCAUUAUGGGUGUACAAUAAACUUAUGUACACAUAGAA